Messenger RNA from Quercus robur (English oak), 615 nucleotides. RefSeq lists its product as uncharacterized. The record is from RefSeq and is a predicted model, not a curated record. Gene Ontology annotation, molecular function: zinc ion binding; nucleic acid binding. NCBI's taxonomy places the organism in Eukaryota, Viridiplantae, Streptophyta, Magnoliopsida, Fagales, Fagaceae. The transcript is spliced from 2 exons. The coding region runs from base 1 to 615 and encodes 204 amino acids.
AUGGAUACAGAUUUUAUUGAAAGACUUCAGAGUAUUCACUUGACGGAGGAGGAGGGUGAAGUUAUAAAGGUUCGAUCAGAGAAUCGUGCAAAGAUAUUGGAGGAGUGUUCAUUAAGUCUAAUGGGUCAUUUUCAUACGAUGAAACCAAUCAAUUUAUGGGUUGCCAAAAAUCUACUGAGGUCAGUGUGGAAACUUGGCCAUGAUCUGAAGAUUACGGAUAUUGGUGAGGGGCUAAUGCAAUUCAAAUUCUCCAUGGAGAGCCAACUGAAGUGGGUUUGGGGGCUACCUUUUGAUCUCAUUAAUGAAGAAGCAAGAAAAGAUAUCGGUGGUGGCAUUAGGAGAGUCUUGGAAGUGGACUGCAAGGCAAUUGCUACUGAUCAAGCUCGCUUCCUUCGGAUUAGAGUUGAAUUGCCAUUGGAUAAACCAAUCCAAAGGGGCGCUAUAGUGCUUAGCCCAAAAGGUGUGAGCGUGCAAAUAGCUUUCCAAUAUGAAAGAUUGGUGGGGCUGUGUUUUAGUUGUGGUAAGCUCGGACAUGAAGCAAAGGAAUGCCCGAGUAAAGUCUCUGCUAUAACGGGUGAAAGGCUGUAUGGGGAGUGGCUCAAGGCGGGGGUCUGA